GUGUUGCGAGCUCGCAGACGACAUUGACUUUAUUUCAGAGAGUGACUGGAGUGUUAGUCCUUAGAGAUUUUAAUGAUCCUCAAGCUGUUGUUAUGCAAUAUGUUUCUUGGAUCUUUGUUUAAUGUGCACUUCGUGAAGAAAGGAGAAGAAAAUCGUACAGUGCGCCAAGGUUGUAAUAAUUAGGAAACAUUGUGUGGCAGAUAGGAAAGAAAAAAUGAAAUUACAAUUUGGAAACAUCAUUGAUCCUCAAAAACGAUGGUUCAUUUGGCCGACGCUGAUACUGAACUCUAACCCCCCCCACGAAAAACUAUGCACAGUCGGUCAAAAAUGUCCCGCUUACAUAUAGGCCGCUCCAUAAAAAGAAAAGGAGGGUUGGACGGCCCCGUCUGCACCCUCUGCCUACGCCACUUGUUUCAGUUACAUAUUAAUUUGGAUAAUUCUCAACUUAGUUGUUGGUUGAUCCGAUGUAAACUGUAAACAAACACAAUUAAAACGUACGAACAUUUAAAUUUAGGCUAACUUAAUAAAAUUGAUAUUUUCACCUUUUCCACCUCAAAUUUUACCAGUCCCCAACAAGUGUAUGGCUCAUUUUAAAAAAUAAUAGUUUUAAAACACAAUUUUUACAAAAGCAUUGUCAAUUCAUGUCAAUUGGUUCAAGAGCUGCUAUGGUUAGGAAAGUAUUAGAAAAUGUACAUUUUAAAAAAGUGAAUUAUUAGGAAGUCAGAUGGCGCUGCUGGAAAUUAUGGACAUGACCUUUGAACCUUUUGUUAUGGUCCUUGUGAAAGUGCAGCGUAAUAGUAGGUGUGUUUAGUGCUUAGACUUAGAAGUUACCACAUUUUAAAUAAUUGUAAUUGUAACUGAUAUAAAUUUACGAAAGGGUUUGCGUAAAUUGACCGGGUUAUUUUAAAAUUUAAACAGUAAGUUUUGAAAGAGAACAUUUUGAUUUAAUACUAUGACUAUAAUACUACUAAUGUAAAUAAUUGUAAGUCGGACGGACGUAAGUGUACGACCGUGUGUACACUACCCGGAACCCGACACUGCUACUUAGUACUACUACUACCACUACUAACCUUAACUACUAUUUAUUUAUAAUUUACCACUGCUAUAACCAGGCUAGGUAUUAGUAGUGCAGUAGUAAAGUAGCUACUAAUUAUAGCACUACACCUAAACUUACUCUUGAUAACAAUUAGUUCAGUUAGGCUUAAGGCUUAGUUUAAGGGCUACUGUCACUACUGAGCCUACCCCCGGCAUUACAAAUUUACAAUGACAAUACAUUUAAUACAUAUUUUCGUGCCUGGUAUUUACAAGUCAGGUCAUGUCAGUCCAAAGCAAAGAAAUGGUGGCUGCUAAUUCUUCUUCUUCUAAAUCUUAAGGGCACACGAUCAAUUUAUUGAUCAUUUUGGCUCCUACUCCUAUGCAUGUAGAUGGGAUUUGCAAUGUUUCUGUUCCUGGUGUUGAUGAGGAAAUUUCACUGAUUUCUAGUGCCACUAGUGCCACCUUGUUAGGGAAUCAUGCACUAGGGGUUUGAAGGCUUAAGGCAAUAGACACAAAUGUGUCAGGUGUUGUGGCUUCAACCGUUCCUUUUGAAAGAUUGUUCCAGUCCCUGAUUGUUUUGGGCAGGAAUGAGCAGCUCCUAUACUUGCUUCUUGCUGGUAUGAGUCUGAAUUGCCUGUCAUGGCCUCGUCACUGUCUAUGGGGGAGAGGGACGAGUUUCUGUUUAAUACUGGAACAGUGGACCAGCCCAUUAUUUAUCUUAAUCAUGGAGAACCUGGAUUGUCGUCGUUGUUCCUCCAAUGCCAAUGGUGACCAGCCUAGUGUUUCCAGCAUGCUGCCAACACUAGAGGUAUUCCUGUAGCGGUUUAGGACAAAGUGUGCUGCUGGUCGCUGGACCACCUCCAACCUGUCAACGCUCUUCUGGGUAAAUGGGUCCCAGACUGAAGAUGCAUAAUCUAAAACCGGACGGACAAAGGCUUUAUAUGCUCUCUCUUUUACACAGGAGUUGCCAAUCUUUAGAUUUCGCCUUAAGAACCCUUGGGUCUUGUUUGCUUGGUUACAUACAUUAAUAUGCUCGUCCCAGCGGACCUCUCUUUGAAUGGUAACACCCAGGUACUUUACGGAGGAAACUGGCUCAAGUAUAUGGCUGUGCAGUUCGUAUUGGUAAUGUAGAGGAGUACAACUUCUAGAGACUGAUAGUGUCUGGCACUUGGCAGGGUGAAAUUCCAUGUCCCAGCUCAUCUCCCACUCAGCUAACAGAUUGAGAUCCUGUUGUCGCUGGUCCUGGCACAGCUACUAAUAAAUUAUAAAUACUACUACUACUUUAAAAUAGUAUUUUUAUUUUGUUUUAGCCUAGGUCUAGGCUACUAAUAAUUUUUAUUUUCUGUAUAAAUUACUACUUACUGAAUUUACUGCACUGGUAGUAGUAGUAAUAAUUAGUAGCCUAAAUGUUUUCCACACACAGCCUACACUAUUUUUUAGUUUUUAGGCUUAGGACUAUUAACUAGUACUAAUACUAAUACUACUAAUUUGUACUAUUAGUAAGUACUAAACUUAGUAAGUACUUGACUUAGACUUUGGUAAAAUAUCGUCCUAUCAUUUUAGUUACAUUGACUGACUUUUGCUUGCAAUAUCAGAAUCUGGACUGGUAAAAUUGUUUUUAAUAAGUUAUAGUAAGUUAUGUAAGCAACAACGUCAGUCCCUUGAUUUACUGCUUAAGCUCAAAACGUCUAGAGCAGUGGUUCUUAACCUUGUUGGAGGUACUGAACCCAACCAGUUUCAUAUGUGCAUUCACCGAACCCUUCUUAUUAGGAAAAAUAAAAUAUCUGUAUUUUUUCUGAUUUUUUUGUGACUUCCACCGAACCCCUGAGACUGACUCAUUGGAUCGAACCCAGGUUAAAAACCACUGGUCUAGAGAUACAAAAGUUUUCCAAAUUUCUCACAUGCAUAAAAAAAAAGUUGCCUCUGCCUACCUUUGCCAACAAGGAUUAUUCACUCUGACUCUGAUGAAAAUAAAGACAAUGAAGAAAAUCAUUUAACUUCAAAGGCAGUAGCCUAAUUUUGGUUGAUUAAAAAAAUCCUCAAGUUUGAUGUCAUUGUGUCAAAAUGAAACAUCAUUUCUAAAAAAUUUGUAGUGAACAUUUUUUUCAAAUGAAUUCUCUUGUUCCAUAAUUAAAAUUUAUUUUAUCAAAUUUAUUUUGCACUUUUAUAUUAUGAUAAUGUAUUCUUAGAUUAAAUAAACGAUUUUUAAUUUAAAUAUUGAUUUUCUUCCUUUCAAAUUUGGGGGUAACAUCAGCUUUAACAAAAUAUAUUUUGGGGGUAGUGGCUAAAGAAGUUCGCAGUUGAGAGUACUUCAUUAAAGAAACUGAAGCCUAAUGCCAUUUUUACAAUAGCAGACUACUCUUUAAGUUUUAAGUUAGAGUAAGACUAAAGUUAAAGGUUAAGUAUUUACUAUUUCAAAUAAGAUUUAAUGAAUUUGUAACUAUCCCAAAAUUAAAAAAAGCUUGUAAAUAUUUGCUGCAAUGCUAAUAGGCUUUUAACUUUGUUUUUAAAAAGUUUAAUGUGAACUUUUUAAUAUAACAAUUAUAUAUUCAACCAAAUUUGGCUUUUGUUAAAACUUCUUUAAUACUAAAUUCAUAAGAUAGUUGUUUAUAUUGGUAUUACAUAAUUUCUCAAACAACUUGCUGAAGGUAUACAUCUAUAAAACUAAGGAAUAAUAUCUAUAAUCUCUCUACAGAGUGAACAGUAACAUCUGGGAGUUCACAGAUUCAAAGUAAUUUUUGUUACAGCAAGCCUUCAGAAUGGGAGACUAUGAACAGGUAACUCUUCAUAUUUUAUCUUUAAUUGUUGGGCUGAAUGACAUUGGUUAUUUCAUCAUUUUGAAUUGUAAUAUUGUGACAGAAAGAGGUGAAAAACAAUAUAAAGGAUGCCAACGACAACAAAGAGCGCUAAAGUGUUGGUCAGAAUUGUUAGCAGUGUAAGAAAGUAUUUUUGGAAAAUCACGAUUUAAUAUUGUCUGAGUGAUUUGUGUAUGCAAUAUUGUCAUGAAAAUUUCCAGAAAUUAGUAAGUUUAUUUAAAAUGAGUAUAAUCAUUUUGACAAUUUUAGUAGAUGACCUCCCCGGUUCUCCGGUUGACAAGUCUGUGGUGGCUUGUCGAGUAGGAGGUGUCGGCCACCGACCCCCUCGGCGUUACACGGGGGACAAAACUACUGGGCACGUCCUGCGUGGGCAGACAAGGCAUGUGCUCGGUACCUGCCGUACAUAAAACAGCUCCUACAGGGCUACCAGUUGUGAUACUACCCAACUGGGAAGAUAGGCAGAGACAGGGUAGGGAUCAUGAUUACAAGUUGCCGUUAAUGGAUAUGAGGCGAGAGGCGAAGGUGGUAACCUCCGGCCGAUGAUUCUUACUACGCAGCCCUGAGAAGCUGCUCCAAGGCAACCGUUUCAUCCCAGCUAUAUCGCGAAUUAGUUGCGUUGUGGAAACCCACUGUAGAAUCCCUCUUAUAGGGCCUCUAAUGCUUACCCGGGAUGGGUGGGGGAAGAUAUUAGAACGUAAAUUUUUCCUUCCCGACUCCUGAGAAAGUCGAUCGUGUGCACUGUGUGCAAACACAAUGUCAGACCGACCGGGUGUCUUUGGGUUAGGACGGCCCCCGGCGGAGACCCUGGUCGAGUAGACUCGGGUGGGGUUGUCUUGAUAAAGGGACAUCCCUGACGUGCCGCUCCGCGGCCCGAUACCGGGUUGGAGAGGUGUGUUUUGUGGAGGGCAUAAAGAGCGCAAGCUCGACGGCCCGCUGAUGCCAUUUCUUAAUGUAACAUUUCAGAAGAUGAAUAUUUUAGAUUAGAAUAAAUGCAUGUGUUGAGUUCAUCCAGAAUAAGAACUUCUACAAGUGGUAAAACAAAGAAAAUAGCGGAACAAGGUAUUUUGAAGCUGUUUUCUAUUUCUUGUUGUUUUGUCUUGUUUGCUGAAGAAGGUGCUUAGCCGAAAAGUCUUGUUAAUGAAAUAUUGACCCAUCUUUUCAUUUCAAGCUUCAACAUACCUUGUUCCACUACUUUCUUCGCACAGCUUGAAUGCAAUCAUUUAUAGUCCUUAAAACUAAUGAAUUUACAUUUUCACAUGACUUCAACUCCUGAAGAAAAGAUACUUUAUUCAAAAUGUAGAAGUGGUCAGCAGCCAGCCAAUCUGGUUAAAAAUUUGUCACUCCAUAAGCAAGCUAAUGUCUAUUAUAAAACUGUUAUUUAUCACAGGUUGUCAAAGACCUCAGAGCGUCGUAUGCUACUGGGAAAACCCGAAGUUUACAGUGGCGAGUUGCCCAGCUGAAAGCCAUCAUUAAGCUUUUUGAGGAAAAUGAAUCUGCCAUCUUUGAGGCUCUGUUCAAAGAUUUGCACAAAGUAAGUUCAAAGUGAGUUUUUUUGUUGAGGGUAAGCUAAACAGUGAUCACUUGUUUGAGGGUUCCUUGAAAGGUGAUUAGGUCAUUGCAGAGUGGGGCCAGUUGAAAGGUCACAAAUGGUGGAAAUAAUUAGAUAUGCAAAGAAAAAAAGUUACCAGUUAUAAAUCCCAUUCCUCAGAUUUCCAAAUGUUUGCACAUUUUUUAUUUUUUCGACUUGGCAUAUUCUAAACCCAAAUAAUAAUCUUGAUAUUCUAAACCCAAAUAAUAAUCUUGAUAUUCUAAACCCAAAUAAUAAUCUUGAAGGAAGGUAAAUUAACUUCAAAUUUUGAGCAUCACUUAACUUUUUGAUGAUUACAACACUUUCCAUCACUUAGAACAAGGCUGAGGCGGCCAUAAUGGAGACCAUGCUCUGUGUCAAUGAUGCCGUCAAUGCCAUCAACAAUUUAAAUGACUGGACCAAGCCAGAGAAAGUGAGUUUAAAGUGCUAGCUUUUCUAAUUUUUAUAAGUUUUUAUUUUCUUCUCUUAACUUUGAAAAUAUAACUCAAAAGAAGCUUUUCUCAAUCAUUUUUCUUGUUCCUCGUGACCCACUUAUUAAACAUUUAAUUUAUCUCUGUAGCCCACUUAAAACAUUUUUUUAUAUCUCUGUGGCCCACUUUAAUUUAUAAUUUCAUUUAUCUCAGUGGCCAUAUUCCCAGUUAUUAAAAUCCAAAACUUUUUUUUUUUAUUGAAAUAAAAUCCUUUUUUUUUGGCUCUCCCCACCAAUGCAUUUCCCCUGUGGCUUACAUUGAGAAUCACUGCCUACAGCAUAUGCACCGUGGUUUUUUGUUUUCUACGAUUGCUUAGGUGACACAGUUUUUGUUACUGGGGGACGGCACAUAAAUCGAUCUGAAUGGAAAGGAUGUGGUGGUGCAGGCCAGGGCUGUACCGCCACUGAUGGUGGUGAUGAAAACUCUGUCAUGAGUUUUGGUAGAAAUUUCUUUAAUAGAGUUAUAGUAGAAUUCAUCUUUACGCCAUCUCUGGUACACAAGAUUUUAAUCCAUGAACCAGAUAUUGCCUUCUCGCCCCUUGUUUAAACUGUGCUAUCUAGUGGCUGCUUCAGAAUCAUCUUUUCAUUAUGUAAAAUAUUGUAUUUUCGUUUGUUAGGUAGCAAAGGGGGCCAUAUAUAUGAUGGACAAUGCUUACAUCAUGAAGGAACCCCUGGGGGUCACACUGAUCAUUGGUGCCUGGAACUACCCUGUCCAGCUGACCAUAUUGCCUCUCAUAGGGGCCAUAGCAGCAGGUUAGUGCAUGACAUAGCUAGACAGUCUCUCAUAGGGGCCAUAGCAGCAGGUUAGUGAAUGACAUAGCUAGACAGUCUCUCAUAGGGGCUAUAGCAGCAGGUUAGUGCAUGACAUAGCUAGACAGUCUUUCAUAGGGGCCAUGGCAGCAGGUUAGUACAUGACAUAGCUAGACAGUCUUUCAUUGGGGCCACAGCAACAGGUUAGUGCAUGACAUAGCUAGACAGUCUGUCAUAGGGGCCACAGCAGCAGGUCAGUGCAUGACAUAGCUAGAGAGUCUCUCAUAGGGGCCAUAGCAGCAGGUUAGUGCAUGACAUAACUAGACAGUCUUUUAUAGGGGCCAUUGCAGCAGGUCAGUGCAUGACAUAGCUAGACAGUCUUGCAUAGGGAACAUAGCAGCAGUUCAGUGCAUAACAUAGCUAGACAGUCUCUCAUAGGGGCCAUAGCAGCAGGUCAGUGCAUGACAUAGCUUGACAGUCUCUCAUAGGGGCCAUAGCAGCAGGUCAGUGCAUGACAUAGCUAGACAGUCUUUUAUAGGGGCCAUAGCUUCAAAGUUAUUUCUUAUGGCUUGUGACGACAUGACAUUAUUAGUUCAGCUGUGAUCUAAGAUUUUUUUUAGGCCAAACAUUAAUUUUACUUGUUUGUCUUUAGAAAAGCUUCAGCAACACUUUGUAUUUUAACUAUUGAAUCCAAAAAAUUUUGUGUUAUCAGGUAAUUGUGCUGUCUUAAAACCUUCAGAAAUGGCAGAGGAAACAGCCAGAUUUCUUGAGGAGGUUGUGCCAAAGUACCUGGACAAUGUGAGUCACAUAUUGAUUGGAUGUAAUCAUAUUUAGUGAAUAUAAUUGAAUUACAUUUUUUACUCUACAAUAUUUUCUGGGCAAGUUUCCGUUUCCUGAAUUUUUUUUGUUAUUGCUGCAUCAAGGAUUGCUCAGUCCUCUUCUUUUGAGUGUAAUCCGGGGGCACUUAAUGGGUCAGGAUGCAGUUUCUUUCAGUCUUACUUUCACUUGUCUUGUUGCAGAUGAACUGUUUAAAAAGCAGUUUUAACUUGCUGGCUGCUAUUCAUAUAACUAAUUUCUAAAAUAUUUUAAAAUAUAUGCUCACCAAUUCAAUAUUAAAAGUGUUUGAAUAGUAACAGAAUACUCAAAGCCCUGAUACUUUUUUUACUUAAAUUUGCAUAUAUCAUUGACACAAAUUGGCCAUUUCUUUGAGAAUGCUUUAAUAACUCUCAAGUGUCUCAUUAAUAUUCCAAUAUUUUUUUAAUGGUUUGUGAACUUGAGCUUUACCUUGUUAAUGUUGUGACUGAGGAAAUAUUUAUGUUGCCAAUUUAGCAAGGAUAUGAUGAAAGUCAAUGAAAAACAUGUUAAAAGCAAUAAAUCUGCCCCCCCCCACCCUUCAACAGAAAAGCUUUAAAACUGAAUCUUCCAUGAUGCAGUCAGGUGGCUAAUGGGGGAAAUAUAUUAGUAUGGCAUUGCGGGAAAAUGAAACAAAUGUGUCCUAUCUAGCAUUACGUGCCGCAAACCCUCCCCCCCACAUUAUUGAACUGUAAAUCAACAUACUAUCUCAGAGACUAAAUACUUCGUUUGUCAAUGGGAAACUCUGCUAUAUGGGGACACAAUGUGAUGUCUCAUAAACAUGAGAACUAUCUCCUCUCCCCACUCCAAUAUGUCACUGCCCUCAUGUCUUAAUCUCAGAGUCCAAUCUGUCACUGCCCUCAUGUCUUAAUCUCAGAGUCCAAUCUGUCACUGCCCUCAUGUCUUAAUCUCAGAGUCCAAUCUGUCACUGCCCUCAUCUUAGUGAGUCCCAUUGUACAUGUAAUACCAGACAACUCAACUCACUCUUGUGUUACACUCCAGGAUUGCGUUCGUGUGAUCAAUGGAGGUGUCAAAGAAACAACUGCACUCCUGCAAGUCCGUUUUGACCACAUUUUCUACACAGGCAACAGUGUCGUGGGCAAGAUCGUCAUGGAGGCGGCUGCCAAAUAUCUGACCCCGGUUAUUCUUGAACUGGGGGGCAAAAGGUUAUUACAAACAAAAAUAAGAGGGAUCUUAUGAUAGCAAUACUCUUAUGAUAGCAAUACUCUUAUGAUAGCAAUACUCUUAUGAUAGCAAUACUCUUACAUUGCUUAAAAAAAUGUUUUUACCUCUGAUGCACUUAACUGCAGAUCCCCAGUCUGCUAACAGCAGAUCCCCAGUCUGCUAACAGCAGAUCCCCAGUCUGCAGUAUGAAAUUAAAUACAAUUUACGGUUGGUGUUGUUACACUAGUCAUCCAGUAAAUAACAUUACUUUAUUUUAUUCAGCUUUAUGACAAACUUUAUGUUACUGCAACUCAUAUAUUUAGAGAAAACAUGCCUUCCACCUUAUUUCAUGAUAAAAAAAGUCACAUUUAGAAGUAGGCUGCAACCCUCUAAGAUUUGUUGGUUUGUGUGCAAAAUCAUAAAGUUGUGUGCAAAUUUUUACAGCAUCAAUUUGUUUGUGCCAAAAUUUUACAGCCUACAGACACAAACACACACUUAAGUGAGAUUACUGCACAGCCGCGCAGCUUAAAGGGAACAUUGGCUGCAGCUAUUCGCACCCGGGUACCAGAAAUAAGAGGUUUGGGAUUAAAAAUCUAUUUAAAAUACUAUUGUUGGGUUUGUAAGACAAAAUGAGGUAUCAAAUGAAAGAUAAUUGAAUGGACUAUAUGUUUGUAAACUUAAUUCUUCAGUUUAACUGACGUUAACAACCACAAAUGACAUCCAAAUAGUAUUGAGUCUAAUGGGCUAAAUGGGACCCAGGUCCGAAUAGCGGCUAUGCGUACCUGGGUACCUUUAGACUAAAUCCCAUUCAGAUGUCAUUUUGUGUUACCAACCCAAAAAUAAUAUUUUAAAUAGUUUUAUAAUCCCAACCUCUCACUUCUGAUACCCGGUUGCGAAUAGCCACUUCCAUAGAAGUAUUUAAAAAAUGUUUUCACAAUCUCCUUUGGAAUUGAAUAUGAGCUCGUAGGGACUGCAGACUCUCUUACCAACGCACACACCCAUACACCCCCUUCUCAGUUGUGAAACCCCAGUAAUUAUUAUGUUUGCUAAUUGACAGCCCAGUUUAUGUGGACAAGGGAACAGAUUUGGAAAUAGUAGCGAGGAGAUUGAGUUGGGGCAAGUUUUGUAACGCUGGUCAAACUUGCAUCGCCCCGGACUAUGUCAUGUGUCCAAAGGACAUCCAGGUAGGUAGGUGACGAUAACAUGGGUUAUCAAUCCUGGUCAGUGCUUGGACUUUGUGUAAACCAUGUGACCUUGACCUUGUGUAAACCAGGUCAUCGUCUUCCAGAAAGUUUGUAACUUAAUAAAAAAAAUUAAAGGUUAAUUAGCUUGAGGAUUUGUUGUGAUUGGAUGAGAAAUCAGAGGUCCUCAACCUUUGCAUUAAGUGAGGCCCACUUACGAGCCAAAUUUAUAAUUAUGGAAGCAUUCAUGACUUAGCUUUAUUGUGGAUGCAUUCAUGACUUAGCUUUAUUGUGAAUGCAUUAAUAGUGAAAUAAGGGAUGAAUUGAGGGUAGCCGCUUGAGUAGAUAGAGUGAUAGACUGGUGUUGAGUCUCUUGAGUAGAGUGAUAGACUGGUGUUGUUAGUUGAAUAUCUAGCAUGUGUAAUGGCUGGUUGGCCAAAUUAUUAACAAUAAUGCCCUGAUUACUGUACUGUCUGAUUACUGCACAGUCUGAUUACUGUACGUCUCAUUACUGUACAGUCUGAUUACUGUACUGCCCUGGUUAAUGUACUGUCUGAUUAUUGUACUGUCUGAUUACUGCACAGUCUGAUUACUGUACAGUCUGAUUACUGUACAGUCUGAUUACUGUACAGUCUGAUUACUGUUCAGUCUGAUUACUGUACAGUCUGAUUACUGUACUGCCCUGAUUACUGUACUGUCCUUAUUACUGUACUCUCUGAUUACUGCAUUGUCCUGAUUAUGGCACUGAUUACUGUACUGCCCUUAUUACUGUACUCUCUGAUUACUGCAUUGUCCUGAUUAUGGCACUGAUUACUGUACUGCCCUUAUUACUGUACUCUCUGAUUACUGCAUUGUCCUGAUUAUGGCACUGAUUACUGUACUGCCCUUAUUACUGUACUCUCUGAUUACUGCAUUGUCCUGAUUAUGGCACUGAUUACUGUACUGCCCUGAUUACUGUACUGCCCUUAUUACUGUACUCUCUGAUUACUGCAUUGUCCUGAUUAUGGCACUGAUUACUGUACCGUCCUCAUUAUUUAAAUACGCAAUGACUUGAUCCCCAUUUUUAAGGCUUCUUUAGUUUCAAACUUUUGUCUAAACUCGUAAUAACAUCGUUCGUACGAACAUACAACACAUUUAAUCUUUACAAACUUUGCUUACCUUAAAACAUUGCCCAUGUGACAACUUGGGACACAAUAUCAAAGCAGUUGUCCCAAGAAACUUUCUGGAAAGCCAGGAAAAAACAAACAAAACCGUUUCCAAUGUCAUGAAAUUUAUAAAAAAAAUCUCCUAAAUGACUUUGGUUUUGAUUAUCUUGCAGCGUCGUCAUGGUAACAAUGCUAACAUUUUAAAGUGAUAACCCCUAUCCUAUUGUUGACCUCCACAGGAAGGACUUGUUGAGAAAGUCAAGUCAGCCAUUGAAGAGUUCUAUACAAAAGAUCCGAAAUCAUCCGAUAGUUAUGGGAGGAUCAUCAAUGAGAGACAUUUUCAGUAAGUUGUAAGUCAGUUUGUAUGACAAUCCCAUAUGUCAGUGUACAUAACAAUCCCAAAUGUCAGUGUGCAUGACAUUGCCAAAAGUCAGUGUCCAUGACAUUCCCAAAAGUCAAUGUGCAUAACAAUCCCAAAAGUCAGUGUGCAUGACAUUGCCAAAAGUCAGUGUCCAUGACAUUCCCAAAAGUCAGUGUACAUAACAAUCCCAAAUGUCAGUGUGCAUGACAUUGCCAAAAGUCAGUGUCCAUGACAUUCCCAAAAGUCAGUGUGCAUAACAAUCCCAAAAGUCAGUGUCCAUGACAUUCCCAAAAGUCAGUGUUCAUGACAUUCCCAAAAGUCUGUUUAUGACAUUCUCAAAAGUCAGUGAGCAUGACAAUCACUUUUUACAAGAUUACAAAAAAGUGUUGAUCUGAUCAAAAAAAUGUUCUUCUUCUUUCUUUGACUUCUCUCUAGAAUGAGUGUCUUAAUAAAUACAUUGUAACUGAGUGUCUUCUUCUUCUUCUUCUUCUUCUAUAUCUUAAGGGCCCACGAUCAAUUUAUUGAUCAUUUUGGCUCCUAUGCAUGUAGAUAGGAUUUGCAAUGUUUCUGUUACUGGUGUUGAAGGGAAAUCAUGCACUAGGGGUUUGAAGGCUUGAGGCAAUAGACACAAAUGUGUCUAGUGUUGUCGCCUCAACCGUUUCCUUUGAAAGAUUGUUCCAGUCCCUGAUUGUCUUGGGCAGGAAUGAGCAGCUCCUAUACUGGCUUCUUGCUGGUAUGAGCCUGAAUUGCCUGUCAUGGCCUCGUCGCUGUCUAUGGGGGAGAGGGACGAGUUUCUGUUUAAUACUGGAACAGUGGACCAGCCCAACUCCUAUACUGGCUUCUUGCUGGUAUGAGCCUGAAUUGCCUGUCAUGGCCUCGUCGCUGUCUAUGGGGGAGAGGGACGAGUUUCUGUUUAAUACUGGAACAGUGGACCAGCCCAUUAUUUAUCUUAUACAUCAUGUAGAGCCUGGAUUGUCGUCGUCGUUUCUCCAAUGGUGACCAGCCUAGUGUUUCUAGCAUGCUGCCAACACAAGAGGUAUUCCUGUAGCGGUUUAGGACAAAGUGUGCUGCUCGUCGCUGGACCGCCUCCAACCUGUCAAUGCUCUUCUGGGUAAAUGGGUCCCAGACUGAAGAUGCAUAAUCUAAAAUCGGACGGAUAAAGGCUUUAUAUGCUCUUUCUUUCACACAGGAGUUGCCAAUCUUUAGAUUUCGCCUUAAGAACCCUUAAUAAAUACAUCGUAACUGAGUGUCUUAAUAAAUACAUUGUUUUAUGAACAUUCUCAAGAUCUAUUUUCUAGACACAAUUUUUAUACCAAGGCUUGGGGGAUAUUCCAUUAAAAAAAACUGUCAUCAGCAAUUUUUGUUUUUUCAGAAAUUACCAUUAUAUUUUAAGUCCAGAGCAUAUUUUACCCCCCCUCCCCUCCCCCCUUUUUUUUUAAUACUCCAAAUGUUCAGCUUUCGUAGACAUUUGAACAUGAGCAGAAAAAGGAAAUACAAACCUGGUGGUCUUUUACUAACAGUUUUAUUGACUACUUUUGAUUACAGGAGACUACAGAGACUAAAGAAAGGAGCCACUGCUGCCUAUGAGGGGGAAGAUGAUGAGAAAGAACGUUAUAUUGCCCCUACAGUCAUUCCCAAUGUGAAACUGUCUGAUCCAAUCAUGCAGGAUGAGGUGCUCUUUAAUUAGUUUUUUUUAUUGUUUUAAAAUGUAUUUCUUAAAAUGUUUUGUAACAGAAAUGAGAAGAUGGCUAGGAGAAAAAAAGAUGAAGACCUACAUCCUGCUACUACAGGUCAACACUGUGGUCAUAUAGUGGCACAACAGGUCAAUAUUGGGGUCACAUAGUGGCACUACAGGUCAUAUAGUGGGAUUACAGGCUAACAAAAACUGGUCAUAUACUACAGCACUAUGGGUGCUGGGUGGCCGAGCGGUCUAAAUUGUCUCAAACCAAAUAGCUGGUGGUCUGGUCUUCAAUCGCUACCAAAGCCCACAGCCCAAGCACCCUGGGUGGCUGGGACUCAUUAGCCUUGGACGGCAGCCCAUCUUAGAGAAGGCAAACUCUGGCUUCGAGUCAGUACCAAGCUCCCCGGGUGGAUGGGACUCUUUUGCCUUGGACGGCAGCCCAUCUUAGAGAAGGCAAACUCUGGCCUCCAGUCAGUACCAAACACCCUGGGUGGAUGGGACUCGUUAGCCUUGAACGGCAGCCCAUCUUAGAGAAGGCAAACUCUGGCUUCGAGUCAGUACAUUCUCACUAUGUGGCUUCACAUCAUUUUGUUUAGUGCUGCAUUAUCAAUUAAAAAUACAAUACUGAAAGCUUAGUGUUAUCAUUGACUUCAUGUUUCCACUUUUUAUUAUUUUAAACAAAACCAGAUAUUUGGGCCACUUAUGCCAAUUGUGCCAGUAACUGACCACAAGGAAGCAAUUGAAAUCAUCAAUGGUCGGUGAGUUAUAAAUUGUUGUGGGAAUUUUUGUAUUUAAGUCACUCACAAAAGGGAAAGCAUACUGUGGAGAAUGUGGAGAAUGUGGAGAAACUUGGGUAGUGUGGGUGGGUGGAGAAUUCCCACAGGUACAAAGACCAGACACUGACCACCAGUUGUGUAGAAGACCAGACACUGACCACCAGUUGUGUAGAAGACCAGACACUGACCACCAGUUGUGUAGAAGACCAGACACUGACCACCAGUUGUGUAGAAGACCAGACACUGACCACCAGUUGUGUAGAAGACCAGACACUGACCACCAGUUGUGUAGAAGACCAGACACUGACCACCAGUUGUGUAGUUUCAGAUUUAGACCAGGACAAGGCUAGCGUGACUGUGACAGUGAUAGUAUCAGACCUGGUUACCUUUGAAAUCCCAAAAUAAUGCAGUAUUGUUUCAGAAUAGCACUUAACCGUCUCAAAAUCAUGGAAUACAGAGUUGUUAUAUUAAAGAAAUAACAUACAUUUAGUGAGGGGUAUCUCUCGUAUGAGAUCUCCUCUUGGCACUCUGUCUAGGGAUUCGUUAAUUAAGCCAAAUUACCACACAGACAUAAUAACCUAUCUAUUUACAUUUAGUAUAGACUGAAAGGAAGUCUUUGUUAAAUGAGAAAAAUAACUCCAAGUAUUUAUUGAAUAAUAAUAUUUACAAAUUUCUCCGUAAUACACUCUUGGUGAUUAAUAUAUAAACAUCAAAUGGAUGUCAUUCAAUUAGAAAAGUAUAUCAACGCAAUGCAAGUGUCCCUAACAUACUGACGGUAUCAUCAUUAUUAAUGCUAUAUUGCUCAAGGUUCUAUGCUCAAUCUUUGUGGACUUAGCCUUUAUAGUUCCAGUGAUGAUCUCAGUGGAUCAUACAGUGGGGGAGUCCCUUCUGUUCCAGAAGCGUGUCCCUGUUCCGGUCUUCGGAGCUGUUCCAAGCAUAGCGAAGUUGGAGUUUCCGGUCGUAGAUUCCGUGGGAUCUCUGUGAUGGGGAAGAUGACUCUCCAGCGAUAAAUCGUGGUAGUGAGAGUCCCUGGAUCUCGAAGUCCUUCUAGUAGCUGUCAGGUAGUUUGGUGUAGGACGUUGAUCAAUCCCCUAGUUCCAGCUUCAAGGUAAGUCGGUCCAGUAAUAGAAACCAGGCUAAAGGCAAAUGAUACAAAAAUGGAUAAGUAUCCAGGCAAAUAGUGAUAAGCUGCUAAGUCCCAUUCCAACAGCAACGAAUUCAGAUCGAUGUAUGGAAGGUGACAUAGCUUGUGCAUAUACAUCCAAUUUGUGGAUGGAUUUAUAAGUCUGAUCAUUGUCGGCGUAAGCAUGUUGCUUUGCGACUAUGUUGGACCAAGCAAGCAUUUUAAUUAAUGAAGUAUGGGACAUUGUAUCAUUGAAUCCACUAAACUUAUAGGUACAUAAUAUUCAAAUUUUCUUCUCGUUAAAAGAGACAUGGGCGAUUUGGAACAUGCUUUCAUGCUUUGGCGUGAGCUUUCUGGUGUAGAAAUGCAAUAACAACAAGGGACGCUACUCUGCUUUGCUGCCUCCAGGGCAAAAAUGAGGGGAUAAUGGUAUUAUUUUCUCAAGGUUCAUCGGUGAGAGAGGUUGAACACAAAAUCCACACUUUUGGGGUGAGCGGUCUGAUGUAGGAAUGCGAUAACACCACGGGAAGUCACUCUGGCCAUCCUACUGUGGCAACUUGAGGGGAAGGAACGGUAUUAUUUUCCAAGGGUUUCCAAGGCUGGAUUUACGGUGGAAGAAUUUUACAAAGUCAAGCCUCAGAUCGUCACAUGCCUUGAGCUGGGUGCUUUGAGUCAAAUACCUUGCGACGCUCAGCAAGGAGUGAAAAAGCUAGAUUGGAAACUGAAUGAAAUAAUUGAGGGCUUUGAAUUACAGCAUUGACUUUCAGUUGAAAAAUUUUGUUAUAAAUACAUUUGGCAAUAACCUCAAAGUUGUGAUCUGGCAGGAAGUUUUACUACUUGCUCAUACUUUUUCUAUCUUCCAUGGAACUUGGCUGAAGAAACAUUUCCACGGAACUUGGCUGAAGAAACAUUUCCAUGGAACUUGGCUGAAGAAACAUUUCCAUGGAACUUGGCUGAAGAAACAUUUCCAUGGAACUUGGCUGAAGAAACAUUUCCAUGGAAGUUGGCUGAAGAAACAUUUCCAUGGAAGUUGGCUGAUGAAAAAUAUCAUUGAUGGAACUUUGCUGAUGAAACAUUGAUUCAUUUUCAGAAGAAUUAAUGAUAAUGUUAAAAAUCAUGUAUCAAUUAUUACAUCAUCUUUGUCUCAUCUCAACAAAAUAAUGCACAAUUAAAGUUGGGAACUGACAUAUUCUCUUACUAUGGCUUGAAGAUCUCUUGUGCUAGACCUAUGUCUGCAUAAGUUGAAUCCAUUGCUUCCACUUUACCAGGUAAAUGAAGACUUAAGUGGCACUUUGAAACAGAAGGUCAGCAGAUAUGAAAAGGAUACAUUUUACAGAGGGUGCAGUUAGAAAGGCAUACAAAUUGCAAACCAUUUAAAAAAGAUGAAUAUGCUUCAAUGAUGAAGUGUAGUGUGCCUACAUCAUUUUAUCUUACCACAGUUGUAAUUCUUUGAGAUACUAAAACAUAUUUUACCUCCACUCAAAUGUUUUAUCUGACCACAGUUGUAAUUCUUUGAGAUACUAAAACAUAUUUUACCUCCACUCAAAUGUUUUAUCUGACCACAGUUGUAAUUCUUUGAAAUACUAAAACAUAUUUUACCUCCACUCAAAUGUUUUAUCUGACCACAGUUGUAAUUCUUUGAAAUACUAAAACAUAUUUUACCUCCACUCAAAUGUUUUAUCUGACCACAGUUGUAAUUCUUUGAAAUACUAAAACAUAUUUUACCUCCACUCAAAUGUUUUAUCUGACCACAGUUGUAAUUCUUUGAGAUACUAAAACAUAUUUUACCUCCAUUCAAAUGGGGCUCCAGCAUCUGUGUCCAAGAAUAUUAAUGAUCUGUGUUUCAUGUGGAUUGUUUUAUCAUUUUAUUGUUUAUCAAUCUUCAAGUAAAUCUUAUAACAAACAAGUUACUCUGUGUGAAUUCUGGACCAGAGUCUCUAUAGAUCAUUAAAUCAAAUAAUUGUUGAGCAGUUCUUGGAGUAAGUACUAAACAAGUUUAUUUAUGGCCAGAUAUUACAAACAAUUUUUUAAACGUUUAGAUUAGUAAAAAAAAAAAUUUUUUUUAAUGUCCUGGAAUUUUGUAUUUUCUCAUGAAAAGGUCUUGGAAUUUUUUUGUUUAGAUUUGAUGCAGAAACCAGGUAUAAAUGAGAAAUUCAGUUUUCUCCAUUUUCGUAAUCAUGGUUCAGCAAAAAGUAUGAAAUAAUUAUGUCACAACCUUUCAUCAUACACUGACAUACAGCACCAAAGCAAACCAAAGCAGUGUUGAUUCAUGUGUCACUAGGGCUACUACAGUAAAACUACUGUUGCUGUAUCUAACGAGUUCAUUGUGAAAGCACAAAGCAACAAUAUAAUUUUCAUGAAAAUUGGCGGUUUUAUUUUAUAGCCUUUACAAAUAUUACCUUUACCCCUCUCCCAUGCACACCCGUAUACAACCCCUCCUCUCCCCUCUCAGUGCGUACAUAAAAUAAUUAUGGAUUUCUCUCUCCAUUAUUCACUUCCUGAUAUAGAAAGGAGCUAAAACUAAGAACAGAUUUAUUAUUUUUAAAAAAUGUUAAGAAGUUCUGACAGGUCUCGCCCAGUUAUCAAAAGCAUCUAAAAAUCAUUCAUUGUGCUUCUAACUAAAUCGUAAGAGUAACCCGAUCUGUAGGAUAGUUUUAAAAGAAAGGCAUUAAAAUGCAGAGGCUGGUGGCUAUUUAGUGAGAAAUGUACACAUAGUAGUGACAGAGGGAAAAGUUCUUAGCACAGAUGUGGAAAUAGAAAGUUCAUGGAGGAAAUCUGUAAAGUUGCCGCAACCAAUUUGGGGGCUAAUAAAAGGGGACUGUUAGUGGGGACUAAAAUUGAAACUUGGUCAGAGAGCAAAGGACAGUCAGGGGAGAACUCAGCCGGAGAGCAUUAGAGUACAAACCCACUUGGACAGUAGAUUGAGACGAGCUGUGACAGCCAGAGUUAAGUACUAGAGACAUGAGUGUGAAUUGUAGUAGCAGAGAAAUAAAGAGAAAGACUAACAAACCAUUGACAUGUUGUUACCUGAUUUUUGCAGGAAGACGGUGAACGAGUGGCAGAGUGAAUGAGUGACUGACAGGGGGAACAAUUAGCCAUGGUGAACGAGUGACUGACAGGGGGAAUGAGUGGACAGAGUGAACGAUUGGAAAGGGUGGAUGAGUGGCAGAGGUUAUCAUCCAAACUAAAGUAUUAGCAGAAACAGAACUAGAGUAAAGGUUCUCUUCAAUAUAAAUAUAUCAUAGAGGUUCUCUUCAAUAUAAAUAUAUCAUAGAGGUUCUCUUCAAUAUAAAUAUAUCGUAGAGGUGCUCUUCAAUAUAAAUAUAUCGUAGAGGUGCUCUUCAAUAUAAAUAUAUCGUAGAGGUUCUCUUCAAUAUAAAUAUAUCGUAGAGGUUCUCUUCAAUAUAAAUAUAUCGUAGAGGUUCUCUUCAAUAUGAAUAUAUCAUAGAGGUUCUCUUCAAUAUAAAUAUAUCGUAGAGGUUCUCUUCAAUAUAAAUAUAUCAUAGAGGUGCUCUUCAAUAUAAAUAUAUCAUAGAGGUGCUCUUCAAUAUAAAUAUAUCAUAGAGGUGCUCUUCAAUAUAAAUAUAUCAUAGAGGUGCUCUUCAAUAUAAAUAUAUCAUAGAGGUGCUCUUCAAUAUAAAUAUAUCAUAGAGGUUCUCUUCAAUAUAAAUAUAUCACAGAGGUUCUCUUCAAUAUAAAUAUAUCACAGAGGUUCUCUUCAAUAUAAAUAUAUCACAGAGGUUCUCUUCAAUAUAAAUAUGUCACAGAGGUUCUCUUCAAUAUAAAUAUGUCACAGAGGUUCUCUUCAAUAUAAAUAUGUCACAGAGGUUCUCUUCAAUAUAAAUAUGUCACAGAGGUUCUCUUCAAUAUAAAUAUGUCACAGAGGUUCUCUUCAAUAUAAAUAUGUCACAGAGGUUCUCUUCAAUAUAAAUAUGUCACAGAGGUUCUCUUCAAUAUAAAUAUGUCACAGAGGUUCUCUUCAAUAUAAAUAUGUCACAGAGGUUCUCUUCAAUAUAAAUAUGUCACAGAGGUUCUCUUCAAUAUAAAUAUGUCACAGAGGUUCUCUUCAAUAUAAAUAUGUCACAGAGGUUCUCUUCAAUAUAAAUAUGUCACAGAGGUUCUCUUCAAUAUAAAUAUAUCACAGAGGUUCUCUUCAAUAUAAAUAUAUCACAGAGGUUCUCUUCAAUAUAAAUAUAUCACAGAGGUUCUCUUCAAUAUAAAUAUAUCACAGAGGUUCUCUUCAAUAUAAAUAUAUCACAGAGGUUCUCUUCAAUAUAAAUAUAUCACAGAGGUUCUCUUCAAUAUAAAUAUAUCACAGAGGUUCUCUUCAAUAUAAAUAUAUCACAGAGGUUCUCUUCAAUAUAAAUAUAUCACAGAGGUUCUCUUCAAUAUAAAUAUAUCACAGAGGUUCUCUUCAAUAUAAAUAUAUCACAGAGGUUCUCUUCAAUAUAAAUAUAUCAUAGAAAGAAAACUGCUUGAAAAUCAUGAGCAUCUUUGUAAGACUAUCAAUAUCAUUGUGGUAGUGUUUUAGCAUUAGAAAAAUAUUGCCAUGCAUCAGCUUGUGUUUUGACCUUAAAGUAGUCAUAACUCUUUGAGAAAUGUUUUUUUUUGUGUGUUAUAUUAUACAGCUCAAAUAUCACAUCUGUUUUUGUGUGUGUAAUGUUUCAGUUUACUAAUACAACUGAUCAAUAGAUAUUGUUCUGAGUAAAAGAAAACCUUAACUAUAUCAAUUACUACACAUUUUUAAGAUCUCUUUAAUAGAUCAUUCAGAUUACUUAAGAACAUGAAUUUGUUGACAAGUCUGCCCUCUUCUGUCUUUCAGUGAAAAGCCGCUGUCAUUAUAUGUGUUCACCAACAACAAAAGUAUUGGUCAAGAGUUCAGGGACCGAACCAGCAGUGGUGCUCUUCUCAUUAAUGACACAGUCGUUCAUGCAGGCUGUACGUUUAGAUUUGUAAUAAUCCUUGGUCUUAAGAGGCUUCAGAUCAUUUAUGUCAAAACCAACAAAACUAGGUCUAAAAAUAAGUUAUGCAAAUAUGAGGAGGGCUUGUAGGCUUCUUAUGUAUGUCAUUAUUGGACUUCUUGGUGAACUAAGGGAACUUAUGUGAUUGGACUUUAGGAUGUACAUAUCUUUUUACUUCAUAAUUAUCCUAUUGCUCAUAUAAUCCUGUUGUGGAUGUUAUGGGGAAUGUACUUUAAAUGUAUCCCCUGCAUCUGUUAUAGCUGGCACUUGGGUUCAGAAAUAGGUCAAGUUUUGUCUAAUCUAAAGAUUAUUUUAAAGCACAAUUUUUUUUGGUUAAUUAUUCUGGUUAUAAAAUCUUUAUGCUUCAUUUGAAUGCUACAUUGCAGUGGUUGUCCAGGUAAAUCCUGGUUGUAGACCUCCCAAGUAUCACAUAGAUCACAAUGGCCUGCCACUUAGACCUCCCAAGUAUCACAUAGUUCACAAUGGCCUGCCACUUAGACCUCCCAAGUAUCACAUAGCUCACAAUGGCCUGCCACUUAGACCUCCCAAGUAUCACAUAGUUCACAAUGGCCUGCCACUUAGACCUCCCAAGUAUCACAUAGUUCACAAUGGCCUGCCACUUAGACCUCCCAAGUAUCACAUAGUUCACAAUGGCCUGCCACUUAGACCUCCCAAGUAUCACAUAGCUCACAAUGGCCUGCCACUUAGACCUCCCAAGUAUCACAUAGUUCACAAUGGCCUGCCACUUAGACCUCCCAAGUAUCACAUAGUUCACAAUGGCCUGCCACUUAGACCUCCCAAGUAUCACAUAGUUCACAAUGGCCUGCCACUUAGACCUCCCAAGUAUCACAUAGGUUCACAAUGGCCUGCCACUUAGACCUCCCAAGUAUCACAUAGUUCACAAUGGCCUGCCACUUAGACCUCCCAAGUAUCACAUAGUUCACAAUGGCCUGCCACUUAGACCUCCCAAGUAUCACAUAGUUCAUAAUGGCCUUCUACUUAUAUCAGUGGGUCCCACCUCCUUGUUUAAAAAGAAAUAUUCCCAUUUAUUGACAUAAUACCACAGUUGAUCAAACUCAAUACUUUGUUUAAAAUUCAGACAAAAUGUUUACAAAGAUGUUUUCAAUCUAGAAUUGUUUUGUGAGAAGACUGAGAUUACUGACACAGUUGUAUACAAUUUAUAAACAACUUCCUGUGUUUAUUUCAGUGACUACUCUUCCAUUUGGGGGUGUGGGCAACAGUGGUAUCGGCUCCUAUCAUGGUAAACAUUCCUUCAAUGCCUUCAGCCAUGAUAAACCAGUGAUGGAGAAAUCCUUGGCACUGGACCAGGUCAACAGGUGCGUUUUUUAAGGCCAGGAUAAUUGUGGUUGUAAAAUGUCAAAUGAAAUGUUUAAAAAAUCAUUAAAAUUAUGAUCUAUUAAUACUUUAAAAAAAAACCAAGAUCAAUUUUAUGGAUUUCAAUAACUCAAUUUUCUGCCACAUCUUACCCACUGCCACCCAACUGUCAAUUUCUCUCUGCAUCCCUGACCUCCGACCUUUACUCCAGCCAAAUCUUUUAUUUCACCUUUACAUUUAGUCAGCUGUGUUAAACUAAGCCACUGCCGCAGGUGUAAUUACCUCAAAGGUAAUGUCCACAUUUAAACGUUCACCACAUUAAGUUGGCAGAUACAAGAAAUAAACCAGGGUUAUCAUUUUAUCAUUGCAGCAUGCGGUAUCCACCUUACACUGAGAAGAAGCUUGGCUGGGUCAAAUGGCUCAUGGCCAAGAAGGUCAAGAGACAAGGAUUUUUUUCCUUCAUGCCUUUUAUUGCUAUUGGAGUCAUCAUUUCAAUGAUGUUCAAAGUAAGUUGGUUUUUUAUUUUUGAGUUGGCGCUCUGAGUUUUUGUUGGAAUUAGGGACUUUUAAGUCUUAAAAAUAGUCACAUUCAAAUCCUGACAGUUCUAGUGAAGCAAACAAUUAUUGUUCAAUUCAAUUUCCUACUUAUUUGGUCUAUGCAGAUCACUUUUAGAAAACAUACAACUAUUUCCCCAUUAUGAUAACGGUGAAUUAAAAUUUUUUGUUAACUUCAUCACUAGCUAACAUAAAUGUAUGAAGAAAAAUUUGUUAUGCAAUAUCAUGUGGUACUAAAAAAAUAUUGCCAAAUUCAACUUUUAAUAAAAAAAUCUUUUUGCGCAAGUCACCCUGGAUUAGAGCAAAGUCAGCAAGUUUCUAUUUACUCUCUGAGUAACAUGUACUCAGCUUGUCUUAUAUCAUGAUGGAGCAUUCAUGGCUGAGCCACACAGAUACGUUUAGGGCUGGAUAGACCCUCUACUCAGCCUGAAGGUGUUUCUGUGUAACAAACUCUGCUUUUCUUUAGCAGUUUUGUUAUAUAUAACUAUGGGCGCCUUUAUUUGCUUGCCCAGGGUGCUCUAAGGCCUUCAUCUUGCCCCGUGUACAACUGUUAUAGCUAAUUACUUAAAAAAGCCUUUUAAAAAAAAAUUUUUUAUUCGGGUCGGGAUCUCUGACGAUUUGAUUUGGCGUUAGCCAUUUCACUUUUUUUGAGCUGGCAUAAAUAAAUUUGAACUCAAUAUUUUAUGUUCUUGAAUAGUCAACAUGGGUUUAAUCCCCUCUAAUUCUAUAUUAUCACUUUUGAAUUUCAAUAAUUUAUAACUAUGACAAGGAAAAGGCUGGCGGCUAAAUAGGCCUGCCGCGAAAAGGCAGAUGGAGAAAUGUCCCAUCUGGGAAAAAGUGUCUGCAAAAAGAUCCCAUACCCUUGGGGGUUGUGGGUCACUUUUGCCAUUCCCUUGGGGGUUGUGGGUCACUUUUUGGGGGUUGUGGGUCACUUUUUGGGGGUUGUGGGUCACUGUUUGGGGGUGGUGGGUGCUGAUAUAAAAUAAGGUUGUGAGUCUGUGGUCACAAGAGUCUACAAGAUUGAAUUAAGGGGAGAUUAAUAUAGGAGGCUGUGUGGGCCAGUGGGGUUGUGUUCCUUGAAUGUAUAGGUUUGAAAAAGAUUGGUAUUAAGGCUGGUGAUGAUUUUCAAAGACUUUCUUUCUACCCACAAAUCUGUCAGAUUUUCUUGUCCGUAUCUUCAGCGUAAUUGGUUGUUUUCAGUUGUAAAAGCAUUUUCCCUUGUCAAACGGCUAAAAAUUCUUUAUCGCACACAACAUUAAAUUGGUUAUUUGUAAUUCAAAAAUCUUGUUAGGUACCCGAAAAUUUAUGUUUUGUCUAAACUUGUGUUAUUUCAUUUAUACAUGUAACAAAAUCUUAAUUGUCUUCUGUCAUUUACAUAAUUUAUCCCAUUUUAAAGAUUUGCAAAUUGAUCACAUUAUUAUCUCCCCUUUUUGUUCACAUCCCGUGUUGUGACUUUCUUUCCACCCACAAAGCCCUCAGAUUUUCUUGUCCUUAUAUCCAGCGUAAUUUGUAUUGUCCCCACGUGACCCUCUCAGCCUGUGACGCAGAUGCCCCUGCCCUGUGAUGACCUUCAAAGUCAGCUGAAGCAGGUGUCUACCAGUAGUGUAACAUGACGUAACACCCUCCUUAAUUCUCAGCUGAUAAUGGCAUUGGUUGCCAAACAAAUGUCUUGUCACAAGUAAUACUCAUCUCUGCUAGUUUGUACCCAUAUGACCCUCUCGUCCCGUGUCAGCGACACAGAUGCGGCUACCCUGUGGUGACCUUCAAUUUAAGUUGAAGCAAACCAUAGUAAAACACCCCAAAUAUAUUCACAUCUCAGUAAAUGUGGGCAAGAAAAAAAAGAUGUUUAAGGUUCUUCUACCUUUAAUUCAAAUCCUUUGGCUUCAUUCAGUGUACUACCUUCGGCUGCAUUCAGUGUCCUACCUUUGGCUGCAUUCAGUGUCCUACCUUUGGCUUCAUUCAGUGUCCUACCUUUGGCUGCAUUCAGUGUCCUACCUUUGGCUUCAUUCAGUGUCCUACCUUUGGCUGCAUUCAGUGUCCUACCUUUGGCUUCAUUCAGUGUCCUACCUUUGGCUUCAUUCAGUGUCCUACCUUUGGCUUCAUUCAGUGUCCUAUCUUUGCCUGCAUUCAGUGUUCUACCUUUGUCUUCAUUCAGUGUCCUACCUUUGGCUUCAUUCAGUGUCUUCCUUUGGCUGCAUUCAGUGUCCUUCCUUCGGCUUCAUUCAGUGUCCUACCUUUGGCUUCAUUCAGUGUCCUACCUUUUGCUUCAUUCAGUGUCCUUCCUUUGGUUUCAUUCAGUGUCCUACCUUUGGCUGCAUUCAGUGUCCUACCUUUGGCUUCAUUCAGUGUCCUACCUUUGGCUUCAUUCAGUGUCCUACCUGUUGCUGCAUUCAGUGUCCUACCUUUGGCUUCAUUCAGUGUCCUACUCCCCUUCCUGCCAGACUUUGCCCUCCUUAUUGUUUGAUGCUUUGAUCUAUAGAUCCCAAAAAAGCUGAUUCGUGUUUAUUUUUCAGAUUGUUGGAGUGGGAGCCGAGACCCUUGAACAGAAAAAGAACAUGUGAAGUGUUUUAUAAGAAACUGUUGACUACAUGAUAAAAGACCAAUUCUUUUGUUGUUAGAGCCAAACUUUGUUUUCACAAAAUGUGAUUGACCUCUGUGUAGUAAUAUUAUUACAUUGAGGGGCAUGCCCUACUUAGCACAUACAUGUUACAUACACUUGUAACAUACACUUGUAUGUAAAUGUUUCUGGUGUACUUUUAAAGAAGUAAUUCUAAAAACUUUUAUUGUGAUGGAAAUAGCUCUUUAUAUAAUCAUUACUGUUUGCCCAUCAUUCUUUGUUGAAAUUAUUUUUAAAUUUUCUGUUUAAUUUUUUAAAUUAUGUUUGAGACCCACAACCCAUAUAGUGGUUUCCCGUUAGACAUAGUAUAAUUAUAGACUUUAAGAAAAAUAUUUCACAGCCUCAUUUAUGUUAAUGACAAGCCUUAUCAAAAACAACUGUUAUCAAAAACAACUGUUAUUUAUCUAUCAAAUAUAAUUGUUCUUCACUGACUGUGUUUUACGUUAAAAUUAAAAACAACCAUAAUGUCCUCAGCGCUCAUGACAUAUAGCAAAAAACUGUGCCUCUGUUUUUUUAAACUGAUUUAAUAUAUCUUUAAAAAACCAUAUGUACAUACUAACUCUAGCCCCAGCAUGAACAAUUCAUAUUGUCAUAUUGUCAAAGUGUACAUUUAUUUGUGGCUUAAUUGAUAAGGAACUCUUGAAGUCUGACACCCACUAACCUAUUCAAAGAAAUUUAGAAAUUAAAAUGACAUUGUUAAAUUAUGUGCAUUAGCUUUACAGGUAAAAUUAAUUUUUGAAUUUUGUUUUUGCAUGUCAAGUCCUUUUCUAAUUGAUGACAAAUGAAUAUGAUUUGCUUUUGACCAUUUUAUAAUCGUCACCUAUGGCUUAGGUCAAGGUUUCAGGACGGACAGCUUAAUGUGACUAAGUUUUUAAAAUGUUGCCUGUGAGAAGGGUUCCUACUCCAAGACAUGCAGACUUUGUAGUCACACCAGCAAGUAACAGAGGGUUAAUUAUCACAAGUCCCAAUGGAAGUCCCAUGCAUUGUCUGAGUUUCACAUCAUUACUGGACACUUGAACUUAAAAAUUUAUUUUUACUGCAAUUCGUCCAUUGAAAACAAUUAUUAUAGCCCUCUUACUCACCUUGCUUAAGUUCUUCUUGUACAAUUUUUUUUUUUUUUUUUCUUCUUGUGUUUUUUAGAACUCUGGUGUUAAUGUUUUUUUUUUUUUUUUUUUUUAUUUGGCUUUUUGAAAUCUUUUUUCUUUUUUUUUUUUUUUUUUUUUUUUUUUUUUUUUUUUUUUUAAAACUUUGGUGUUAAUGUUUUUUUUUUUUUUUUUUUUUUAACUGGCAUUUUGAAAUCCUUUUACAUUUUUUUACAGUUUUUCUUUUCAUGAAUUAUUAUUAAAAUAAUUAUAUCUUUGUUGAGGCAAUGUUGUGUCAUUGUUUUAUCGGCUCUGUUUCCUUUGUUUUUGAGUAUGAUUUUUUUUUCCACAGUCGCUUUGUAUUAUAAUAAUAAUAUUAAUAAAGCUGUUUCUUCAAAAUAAUUUUUUUUUU
Molecule: messenger RNA, 25902 nt
Organism: Lymnaea stagnalis (great pond snail)
Lineage: Eukaryota; Metazoa; Mollusca; Gastropoda; Lymnaeidae
Source: the annotation of a GenBank genome assembly